Harpegnathos saltator (Jerdon's jumping ant) is the source of this 2179-nucleotide messenger RNA. RefSeq names its product tether containing UBX domain for GLUT4. The record is from RefSeq and is a predicted model, not a curated record. Gene Ontology annotation, cellular component: cytoplasm; nucleus; vesicle membrane. NCBI's taxonomy places the organism in Eukaryota, Metazoa, Arthropoda, Insecta, Hymenoptera, Formicidae. Gene Ontology annotation, biological process: glucose homeostasis; intracellular protein transport. The coding region runs from base 352 to 2025 and encodes 557 amino acids. Gene Ontology annotation, molecular function: protein binding. The transcript is spliced from 7 exons.
UUCUAUAAAUGUUUCACCAGAGAGGAAUUCUAGUGCGCGAUUGGUCGAUUUCCCUAUGCGGUUUAUGUUUUAGUGGCUGAUCGCAAGUCCAGCUGGAAAACGAAAUAUAAGCGUGCAAAUCCCAUUUCAUUCAAUCGUUAUAAAAAGCAAAAAAUGAACACAAUUUCCGCUAUAAAUGCAAUAAAGUCGUGUUCAUCGAAAAUCGAUCGACGUCAUGAAAACGCGAUUGUACAUGUUCUCGGUGAAAGCGCGUGAAAUGUCUGCGCGAGCGAGGUUGCUUUGGAUCAGCUGUUGUAUUCGAAGUUACUCAGUGCGCGCGUUUAGAAUCGCUUGAAAUUUCGGCGCAUCACUAUGACGGCAAAUAAAUCUGUAAUCGUCCUUGCGCCGAACGGCCGCCGGCAAAAUGUGAAAAUUACACUCAACACGACGAUUUUGCAGGUUUUGGAGGAGGUGUGCCAGAAGCAAGGCUACAACGUCGACGACUAUGACAUUAAACACGUUCAUCGGAUAUUAGAUCUUAACACGACGUUCCGCUUUAGUGGUCUACCGAAUAAUGCUCAGCUGGAAAUGGUAGCUUGCACAAAGAUGCGCUCUGUAUCGAGUGUUACAAUUGGUAUACAGCCAGAGGACGGAGAGAGAAUAAUGCGCGAUUUCUCGCCUAAUACAACAUUAGCUCAAGCGUUGAUAGACAUAUUUCCCAAUUCGGACCUCGAGAGAGCUGUAUUGAUCUAUAUGCAUAGUGAGGUAUAUGGAAGAGAAGCAUUGGAGAAAACGACGUUGAAAUCACUAGGCCUAAACAGUGGAAAGGCGAUAAUACGAUUAAUAUACCGUAAUCCCGAGCAAUUAAAAACUCAAGCACAUGUGUCAACACCUCUGCUCCCAAAGCCAGCCUCGGUAGUGGACUCAUGGAGUGAUUCAUCAAGUAGCUCAAGAAAUGAUAGAAAUUCUCAAAGAGUACUUUCGCCAACAGCACACUGUAGUAAGACAACAGAUGACAUGACUUUGUUGCCAACAAUUGUGCCAGAUACAGAGAAUCAGAACAAAUCGGGAGAUGAGAUAAACCUGGAUGUAAACAUAGAUGAAGAAAAAAUGGAGACAACAAAUGAAACAAAGUCAGAUGUAAAUGCAGAGGAGAAGAUGGAUAUAGAAGACGAACAGACAAAUGCAAGAAAUGAGGGGGAAAACCAGGAAAUAGAUACAUCUGUGAUAAAAGAAACUCAUUCCAUUGUGUCGAAUGUCCACGACCACGAUACUGAAAGAGAUCAGAAUAUCACGGAGGCGUGCAAGAUAGAUCAGGAAGACACAUAUAAAAUUGAGUUUUUAGGGGAGAGAAACGCUCUAGUGUUCAAUCAAGCCGGAACUCAGGCACUGCAGAGAGACGAAUUGCCGGACAGCUUUUUCGAGCUCGAUUUGCACGACGCAAAGACUCUUAUGCGAGACGCUAAGCGUCGCAGGGAACAAUUCGAGUCCGCUCCACUACUGACAGAAGCGCAGCGUCAGUUGGAUCGAAACAAACGGACUCUGGACCAAUUGAACAAGUAUCGACGCACCGUAAUUCGCAUACAAUUUCCCGAUCAGUUCGUUCUUCAGGGUUUGUUUGGCCCACUGGAGAGUGUUCAAACCGUCAAAGAUUUUAUUGUGAAUUAUUUAGACGAUCCGAACUGCGAAUUCACAAUCUAUACAGCUCCACCAAAGCACGUUUUGAAUCCUGAAGCGCGAUUGAUAGAUGAAAAUUUGAUUCCUUCUGCUGUCGUUUAUUACUCCGGACAAUCGUCGCUCAAACCGAGUGUAAAAACGAAAUUAACGGAUCCAAGAGCUGCUGGUGUCGAAGCUGUGAGAUCUAGAAUCGAUACAAUGCGAAAAGAACGAGAUCCGACGACUAAAGACGAAGGAGGCACAGUUGCUGAGAAUAAAAGUGAUUAUGUUACUUCAGGACCGAGUGGUGGUGAAUCAUCGUCAUCAUCAUUGUCAUCAACAGGAAAUGAAAGAGGAAAACCAAAGUGGUUCAAACUAUUAAGCAAUUAAAUAAUAUAUCAUUUCGCUAAUAACUCCAACAGGGUGGUUUCUCAAAUUGUAACAUAAACUGUGUUCUACACAAACUUGAGGAUUACAGGAUUUCUAUGCAGACUUGUAUAUGCGCGCAGGCACGCAUGCAUGAUUGAUGUGUCGUCAUGCGUAU